This is a messenger RNA of Ophidiomyces ophidiicola, 969 nucleotides long. RefSeq lists its product as uncharacterized. The record is from RefSeq and is a predicted model, not a curated record. The coding region runs from base 1 to 969 and encodes 322 amino acids. NCBI's taxonomy places the organism in Eukaryota, Fungi, Ascomycota, Eurotiomycetes, Onygenales, Onygenaceae. The transcript has a single exon. Gene Ontology annotation, molecular function: protein kinase activity; ATP binding. Gene Ontology annotation, biological process: protein phosphorylation.
AUGUCUGCCUACUGGACACCAGACUUCCCAUAUUCCACUGGGCAGGAACUCUGCAUUUGUUCACACACACCACCUCCUCCUAUAAAUGACCGGUAUCCGUUUGAUUAUGCAGAGUAUUUAAAGAGGAGAGAUAUGCACCCAGUCGAUGUAUGCCUUCUUUAUCCUCCAGCAAAAGGUGUAGCGGAGAAGACCACAGUCCGGCUUCAAGUUCUUGAGGAAAUCAGGACAGGAUCUUUCCAUGGCUCCCAAGUUGUUUCUGUCAAUAUUCUUGAUCAACUUGAAAAUAUACCACCCAACACAAAGUUAGUGGCUAAAUUUUAUGACCCACUUUACAUUGACGGCAGUGAUUACGAUGAUGUCUUUUACCUGGCAGACAGAGCCUACUCCAUUGAAUCUGCAGUCUAUCAGAGACUUCAUGAGCUUCAGGGAAGAUGUAUUCCAAGAUUCUAUGGUUCAUUUACCAUGGAAUUAUGGAUUCCUGAAAGAAAUGCCUCUCGCUCUGUUCGAUUAAUACUCGUUGAAAAAAUACCAGGUGUGCCAAUGAACAAACUUAGCCCAGACAACUUCACUCAAGAGGAACGACAGAGCAUUUUGAAACAAAUUAUUGAUAUAGAGUCUGAGAUAUAUGCGCGUGAUAUUGUGAAUCGUGACUUGGAGCAAAGAAAUAUCAUCAUAAGUACACCAAGCAACAAUUUGACUGUGAUUGACUUUGGACACUGUCGCAUUGACCUUGAAAGGCCACGGUUUCAUGAGAAGUUGAAGGCUAAACUAUUUCCUGGUAUGUAUAUUUCUCCUCUUUUACGCUGGGGUAAAAUAAAUCGAGGUGACGAGCGUUUCCCUGAAUGGAUGGACUGGGACUGGCAAACCUGGCUUGAUGAACAGUAUGCAGCAACUCAAGCCUCUAUUACAUCUGAGAUGUGGUCAAUUUGGGGCCUAUGUCAAUGUCCUAACAGUGAUAUAUUGCCAUAA